This is a messenger RNA of Psylliodes chrysocephalus, 2820 nucleotides long. The record is from the annotation of a GenBank genome assembly. NCBI's taxonomy places the organism in Eukaryota, Metazoa, Arthropoda, Insecta, Coleoptera, Chrysomelidae.
CGCAGAUGCGCCAAACAACUUUCCUCUCGGAACUCCCUUAUUCCCACUUUCGUGCGCUGUACGUUCGUAUCGUUGGAGGCCAUUAUGCUGAAUAGUUACUGCGAUGUAACGUCGAACGCCACACGCCAUUUUGUGCACGCCACUAACAGUCAUACGUCAAAUCAUGUGCUGUCAUAAGUGUUUGUUGAUGUUUAGGAAGUAUUUAAUAAAUUAAUAAUAAUACAUAUUAUUAUAUAAAAAUGUCAGUUCAAAAAAGAUCGGCAAUAUGGAACGUGUUUACCGAAACGCACAAAACAGAUUAUAUAGCCACCUGUAAUAUUUGUUCCCAAGAGUUCUCUUACAGAUCUACAACAACAAACCUAAUGAAACAUCUUAAACGAAAGCAUCCUGAACACAGUGUAACUUCAACUUACGUUCAAGAUAAAUAUAUUGAAAAUAAGUAUAUCGAAGAAAAGCAUCAAGAAGUUGAAAUAGUUAUAGAAAGGCAAUUAGAAAAUGAAUGCAAGAUAGAAUCUUUCAAAGUUGAAGUAAAACCUGCUACCGAUGAAGAAUCCCCGGAUUUUAUUGUUUUAGGUAGUGGAAAAAGAAGUUCGCACUUAUGGGACUUUUUUCAGAGGAUUCCGGAUUCAGAUUAUAUGGCUGCCUGCAAUUCCUGUGAUAGCCAAUUGUCAUACAAAACUACAAUAACCAAUUUAAAGAGACAUUUGCAGAGGAAACACACGGAAUUGAUUAAAGAAUGUUCUCAACCCGAAAAUGAAUUUCAAGAACAAUUACAACCUUUCGACCCUUCAAAUGAUGAUAAUGUCGAAAAUAUAGAAAAUAAUGCCAAUCCUCCAGUAAAUAACUCUGUUGAAGAAAAUGAAGAUGAUUUUUGGAAUCUUCAAGAUGAGCCUGAGAGUGAUAAAGAAUUUAGACCAUCUCCAGAACAUGAAGAUGAAUUUGAGUUUAAACUGUCAAAUAGUUGCAAGAAAAGAUCUCAAAUUUGGAAUGUAUUUACAGAGAAGCCGGGUAGUGAUUAUGUAGCCUUUUGCAAUGUUUGCAAACAAGAAUUUUGUUAUAGAAGUACCACAAAUAAUUUAAAAAAGCAUUUUGAAAGAAAGCAUAAAGGUAUGCUUAUGGAUACUAAAAUAGAUCUAGUUAAACCAGAAGUACAUUCACCUGAUGAUAAAUUUUACGAACGGAUGAAAAAUUAUUCUUCUGAUGAUGAAAUUGACGAUAAAAAUGAAGAGGAGAAAACCAGUAGAAGAAAACCGUCCCAAAUUUGGAAAUAUUUUACGAAAAAGAACGUCGGUGAAUAUGUAGCUUAUUGUAAUAUUUGUAAAAAGGAAUUGGGUUAUAGAUCUACAACAUCAAAUUUAAAAAAGCAUUUGGAUAGAAAACAUCCACAAAUAAAAUUAGUUAAAUCGGAAGUCGAAUUAGAAAAGCCUAUUCCUGAAGCCUCAUUAAAAACAUGUUUAAUAUGUUUACAAACUGAUGCAACUGAAGGUAUAGAAUUCAUGCAAGUUAAUAGUUGCGAUCCCGAAGAAAAAUCGUAUAUGCUUAAGAUUCAAGAAAUAAUGAAUCAAUCGGUGGAUAUAGACGAAUCUCAUGUGUUAUGUCAACCUUGCAUCAUAGAUUUAGAAAAAGUUCUCAACUUUAAAGAUAAAAUUAUGAAAGCUUUUGAAUUUUGGAGUAAAAUCGAACCUGAACCUGAGCCCGAUGAGCCAGAGCCAGUUGACAUUUCAGCAGAUGAUCCUCCACAUCACUCCGACUAUUCUGAUUUGGAAGAUGGAGAAAGUUUGGCGAAAUUCACCUGUUCAAAGUGCCAUAAAGUAUUUGCGUCGCCUUCCAUUAUGCUAAAACAUAAUUGUGAUCAAAUUAAAAAGCAAAAAUCGAUUCAAAAAAGAGUGAAAUUUGCCGAUAGGGACAGCAAGUUCUAUUGCGACCAUUGCGGUAAAGGUUUUUCCAUCAAGUGGAAAUUGUCGAAACAUAUAAAAAGAUGUCCGAAUAUCAGCUCAAAACUUUUUCUCUGUAGUUUAUGUAACAGAGAGUUUAAAAAAGCUUACCAUCUAAGAGAGCACAUGGCAUCCCAUACAGGGGAGCGCAACUAUAGUUGUAAUAUUUGCGGCAAAACAUUCCAAAGAUCGUCUUCAAGGCACAAACACAUGCGCAGCCAUAAUGCAAAACCCGGUGAAAAAUCGAAGAAGACGCCAUUUUUGUGCACUAUCUGCGGGAAGAGUUUUCCUUAUUCCAACGGGGCUUCUAGACAUAUGAGAGUACAUUUUGGGGAAAGAAGGCACGAGUGUCACAUUUGUUUGAAGAGGUUUAGCCAGACGACACAUUUGAAGGUUCACUUAAGAACGCAUUCAGGCGAAAGACCUUACAAUUGUGUAAUUUGUAGUCGGACGUUCUCUUUGAAUGCAAGUUUGAGAAAGCACAUGAGGCUUCACGUAGGUUCUGGAGAUAUCAUCAAGUUAGUCAACAAUAUGGAUGCGAAUUUGGAUACCAAUAUGGAAGAUAAUUUGGGAAACAAUAUAUCAAUGGAGAUGGGUUUGAAGGAUGACGAUAUGCAGGAUAAAUUUGAAAAUAAUUUGACCACAACUUUAGUAACUAAUUUGGGAGUGAUGGAACAUUUAGGUAGCGAACUGGAUUCGGAUUUGGAAACGAAUAUAGUGCAUGCGGAAGUAGUUACUGAAGACGGGAUACAUGUUUUGACGCAUCAUGACAUUGCUUUAGAGGAAGAUCAAUGUGCUGGGUAGAUUUUAGUUAUAAUUUAAGUGAAAUUACGAAGGAAUAUACUAAUUAUUAAUAAAUGCUUUAUUUAUUAGAAAAUGUUUUAUU